Molecule: messenger RNA, 1317 nt
Organism: [Torrubiella] hemipterigena
Lineage: Eukaryota; Fungi; Ascomycota; Sordariomycetes; Hypocreales; Clavicipitaceae
Source: the annotation of a GenBank genome assembly
AUGGCUCCCUCAUUGAGCACACUUUCCGUCGCCGGCCUUUUGGCCGCCGCCGCUCCCGCUAUGGCCGGCUUCAAUGCCGGGUCUGGCAAGAACGUUGCCGUCUACUGGGGCCAAAACUCAUAUGGGCAAGGUACCGGUAACCUUGCUCAGCAACGCCUCAGCUACUACUGUGACAAUGCCAGCAUUGAUAUCAUCAACCUGGCCUUCAUGAACGGCAUCACUCCCCCCAUCACCAACUUUGCUAACGCUGGCGACCGAUGCACCCCCUUCGCAGAUAACGGCAAUGUCCUCUCCUGCCCGGAAAUCGAGGCCGAUAUCAAGACCUGCCAGAGCAAGGGCAAGACCAUCACCAUCUCUCUUGGUGGCGCAACCUACACACAGGGCGGCUGGGGCAGUGCUGCCGAUGCCCAGAACGCUGCCCAGCUUGUUUGGGAUAUGUUCGGCCCGGUCCCCUCUGGAAAGCAGGUUGACCGUCCCUUUGGUUCUGCCGUUGUCGACGGCAUCGAUUUCGAUUUCGAGUCCACCGUCAGCAACCUCCCCGCCUUCGGAGCCAAGCUUCGUGGUCUUAUGGAUGCCGCUGGUGGCAAGAAGUUCCUCCUCUCUGCUGCUCCCCAAUGCCCAUUCCCGGAUGCCGCUGACGGAGCAACUCUUGACGCAGUUGCCUUUGACUUUGUCCAGAUUCAGUUCUACAACAACUACUGCGGCGUCAACAACUUUGCCGAAGGCUCCCAAACUCAGAACAACUUCAACUUUGAUACCUGGGACAAGUGGGCCAAGGGCAGCAAGAACCCCGGUGUCAAGCUUCUUCUGGGUAUUCCCGCCAACACUGGCGCUGGCGGCGGCUACACCAGCGGCUCCAAGCUCAAGGCUGCUUUUGACUGGUCCAAGCAGUUCAGCUCCUUCGGUGGCGCCAUGAUGUGGGACAUGUCCCAGCUCUAUGCCAACAACGGCUUCCUCCAGGAGGUUGUGAAUGAUCUUGCCGGUGGUAGCACCCAACCUCCCCCCACUACUACACCUCCUUCUGGCCAGCCUACCACUACACCUCCUUCUGGACAGCCUACCACUACCAGCAGCCCACCUCCUACCGGCACUGGAGUUCCUCAAUGGGGACAAUGCGGUGGCCAAGGCUACACUGGCUCUACCCAGUGCCAGGCACCUUACAAGUGCACCUACGGCUCACAGUGGUGGUCUGACUGCCGAUAAAUGCUCUAUUCUCGCUGACGAAUAGAUGCAAACUGGCACUCAUGUCUCAGGCUACUGCAAUCAGGCUGUAGGGUUGUCGCAUCUUGAACCAGCCUUUCUAACAUUCGUUGCACA